AUGUCUGGCCGUGGCAAGGGAGGCAAGGGACUAGGAAAGGGAGGGGCCAAACGUCACCGCAAAGUCCUUCGCGAUAACAUCCAAGGCAUCACAAAGCCAGCAAUUCGGCGAUUGGCUCGCAGAGGUGGUGUAAAGCGUAUCAGUGGAUUGAUCUAUGAAGAGACCCGUGGAGUGCUCAAGAUCUUCCUUGAGAAUGUGAUUAGAGAUGCUGUGACCUACACAGAACACGCUCGCCGGAAGACUGUUACGGCCAUGGAUGUGGUGUAUGCAUUGAAGAGACAAGGCAGAACCCUUUAUGGGUUUGGUGGUUAGGGCUUUGGAUUGGGAUUUUAAGUCUUGCUGUCAAGAAAUUGUGUAGUUUUUGGGCUAUGUAUGUGUUGAGAAGGGUAGGUUGGUAAUUUUGGAUUAGUGUAAGCAAUUCAAUAGAUUAGGCCUUUGGUUUUGGUUUUGACCAUGCUUCUGGGUUUUGUUGUAACUAUGCUGAAGUUGGAAUGCAACGAAAUGAAAUGGGGGUGUUUGAUUCA
Molecule: messenger RNA, 524 nt
Organism: Manihot esculenta (cassava)
Lineage: Eukaryota; Viridiplantae; Streptophyta; Magnoliopsida; Malpighiales; Euphorbiaceae
Product: histone H4
Exons: 1
Coding region: 1-312 (103 amino acids)
Biological process (GO): nucleosome assembly
Cellular component (GO): nucleosome
Molecular function (GO): DNA binding; structural constituent of chromatin; protein heterodimerization activity
Source: RefSeq, a predicted model, not a curated record